Bufo gargarizans (Asiatic toad) is the source of this 954-nucleotide messenger RNA. It is a transcript of the gene SAYSD1, whose product is annotated as SAYSVFN motif domain containing 1. Lineage: Eukaryota; Metazoa; Chordata; Amphibia; Anura; Bufonidae. Bases 136 to 663 code for a protein of 175 amino acids. The record is from RefSeq and is a predicted model, not a curated record. The transcript has 3 exons.
CAUUUUCUAACACUGCAAGAAGGAAGAUGGAAAACAGAGAGCGGACACAGCCAGGAGUAGUGUGCUGUCUGAUCUGUCACAUGAAGCAACACAGCCAGCUAUGUGAAGGAAUUACACACAGUCUACAGCAACAGCAUGGGACCCAUGGAGCAAAGGCUGGCGGAAUUCAGAGCGAGAAAAGCCGAAAUUCGUCUGCCGCCUGGGCCAAGCGGCGGUGGGGAGGGGAGCAGAGGCGCAGAGCAGAAAGGAAGGACGUUUAUACAGGCGGCAAAAGAAAAAAUAUUCAGGGUCUGCAGCAAGUGGAAAACCAUGGAGCCUGCAGAGACCGAGGUUUUGUGGAGGAUGCCAGUGACCCCAGAAGACGCAGCACAGUCCGAGGCCGAGCCUGCCUCCCCCUCCAUGUGGAAAACCAUCCUUCUAUUGAAGUUCAUCCUGUGGCUCUUACUGCUCGGACUGUUUGUGGAGCUUGAGUUCGGCCUGGCCUAUUUCGUCCUUUCCAUGUUCUAUUGGAUAUAUGAAGGAACUCGCAGGCCUGGCCUAAAAAAGAAAGGGGAGAGGAGCGCUUACUCCGUCUUCAACCCCGGAUGUGAGGCCAUUCAGGGAACGUUAACUGCAGAGCAGUUUGAGAGAGAGCUUCACUACAGUACCCUGGCCGGCACCUAGGACGAGCAGGCAGCGGUCAGCGUAUGUUAUAUAGGCCGGCCAGUCCCAUCCUGCACUGGGGCAUUGUAAAGUUUUCACAUCUGAGACAAUUGGGCCAUAUAGCUGGGAUAAUAGGUGCGGGUCCCGAGAACUGAGCGGUGAAGGUGGUGGCUGGAGAACUCCGGGUUUUCUGGGGUUCGGCCACCACCAAGCUCUCUCUUCGUAGUAGUGAAUGGGAGCACACCGCACUUGUGUGGCCACCACUCCCAUUCAUUUCUAUGGGUCCGCCAAAAAAACUGAAGUUACUCCGGG